This is a messenger RNA of Didymodactylos carnosus, 1209 nucleotides long. The record is from the annotation of a GenBank genome assembly. Lineage: Eukaryota; Metazoa; Rotifera; Eurotatoria; Philodinida; Philodinidae.
AUGAACAAUCAAUUAUUUGCAAAAACAAAUUUAGAAUUGAAGAAUUUCAAACUUGAAAAUCAAACAACGAAUGAUGAUACAUUGACAUCAAAUGUUGUUCAAGAAGAACAAGAACAAUUGACAAAUUCAGAUGAACAAACGAAUCACACUGAAAUAUCCAUAGAAGUGACAUUUUCAAUAUUAAAUCAAGUCUCACGACAAUGGAUUAAUGAAGAGAAAGAUUCACUCUCUUACACAAACAGAUACACAUCAGUUCUAAAGAAAAUCAUUCAUUCAUUAGAAAAUCAAUCGUCAAAUGAUCAAAAUGAUUCGUUAAUCAUCAAAAAUAUUUAUUCGAAAACAUUGAAUAAUUUACUCCCGUAUUUAACAAGAUUUUGGAUAAUUGAUCAAUUAAAAUUGAAUGAAAAAGUUCUAAAGAAUGAACAAAUUCAAAUAAUUGAAUAUUUGGAAAUCAUUCAAACAAUUUAUUCCGAUGAGAAAAUGUUUCAAGUAAUUGAAUCAAUUCAAAAAUUGUGUCAAAAGAAAAAAAUCAUACCUCAACAAAUUAUUGAUUUAUUAAUGAAAAUUUCUAACCACGAAUGGACAUUAGAGAAAAAGAUAUUUGAUAUAAUUGAAAACAAUGAAAUCAAUCAAUGGGAAAAACAAAUUGAAAAUUAUUUGAAGGAAAAACGUUCAAAAAAACGAGAAUUAAUUCAAUUAAAGAAAGAAGAUGAAAAAAGUUUAAAUACUUGCAUCAAAGACUAUCCAAAUGGUGAAGAUAUUCUAGCUGAUUUAAACUCAUUAUUAAGCGAUAAAGAAGAUGAUAAUUUUUGUCGAUUGGUAAAAAAUUGGUCGACAAGAUCAAUCGAUAUUGUUUAUGGUGAAUGUUCAUGUUUUGAACGAGAUAUUUUAUUAACAGAAUUUAAUAAAAAUGAUUUCGAACAAAAUAUCAUUGGUCAACGAAUGUCAAACAAUAGUAUUUCAAGUGUUAUUAUCGAUGAAGUUGAUAGUAUGUUAUUAGAUAAAGCAAAUAUGGUUCUUUAUUUAUCACAUAAUAUCGAUACAUCAAAAUCUUUAGAAAGAAUAUUUAUUUCAAUUUGGCAAACAAUUAAUCAAACAGUGUUUGAUUCCAUAGGUAGUCAUAUGAUUGAUGAUGAUGUUAUUGAAUUAGUAUCGAAUAUCAUAUUCGAACAAAUUGAGAAUAAAAAUAUUGAAAUACCAGAAUAUUAA